Photinus pyralis (common eastern firefly) is the source of this 994-nucleotide messenger RNA. Its product is annotated as phospholipase A2 A2-actitoxin-Ucs2a. Lineage: Eukaryota; Metazoa; Arthropoda; Insecta; Coleoptera; Lampyridae. Gene Ontology annotation, molecular function: calcium ion binding; A2-type glycerophospholipase activity. Gene Ontology annotation, biological process: phospholipid metabolic process; lipid catabolic process; arachidonate secretion. The record is from RefSeq and is a predicted model, not a curated record. The coding region runs from base 261 to 968 and encodes 235 amino acids. The transcript has 5 exons.
CUCGUUGGUCUUUUUUCUUUGUAAUAUGCGCUAUGAACCGGUUGAAUACACUUAGGCAAUGCCAUAAUGUAAUUCUUUUGAUGGAACUUUAGUUGUUGACCAUCACCUUAAAUAUUACUUAACUCUUUUGGACCAAUAGUAUCUAAUUAACUCAAAUGAUAGUGCAGUUGAGCAAAUGCAGUGGCGACGAUGACUGCUUUGCGUUUAGCUUUUAUGAUACCAAACUAGUGAGAGUGAAAAAUUAAAUCGAUUCAUUCAAUAUGAGAUUGUUUUACAUAUUUCUGGUGUAUUCAGUAGCUGCAACGACGCCACACGAAAGUAGGGGCGAGGAAAAUUCGCAAGAGAAAAAAGCUUCGAUCCCGUUGUCAUCCCUCGGGAAUUCUAACAUAACCGUAUAUUUUGGAUACGCCAACAACCCGUUUGGGCCAUCAGUACGUUUCGGGCGCGGAAACGUAAACGACUCCCACUUAGAAUACGUUGAUGAAUCUCCAGGAAACAGUAACAGCAGCGCCUUCAACACUGACGCUGAUACUGAAGAAUAUAAUUUUUCAAACCGAAGAAAAAGAGGCGUGAUUCAUCUCUACAAUAUGAUCAGUUGCGCUACAGGAUGCGAUCCCUUAAUUUAUAAGGGCUACGGAUGCUAUUGUGGAUUUUUGGGUUCUGGAUACCCAGUAGACGGAAUUGACAGGUGCUGCAAGAAACACGACCGAUGUUACGAUGCAUCCGAUUGUCCGACAUUUUUAGAAUAUUUUAUUCCUUUUUACUGGAAAUGCUUCAACAAUAAACCCAUUUGUGGGAAUGCAAUAGAUAAUGAUGAAUGGAACGAUGCAGGAUCGUGUGCAUAUAAAAUAUGUCGUUGCGACAAGAUGCUUUCCGAAUGCUUAAGUAAAUAUCCUUGUCCAUCCUCCAGAGCACUCUGUCACUCGUCUCCAGUACGACUGCUCCAAAACGCACUUAUGGUGCCGUAAUUGUCAACGUUCGUGCUUAAAAUUUU